GUGGUUUUGACGCUUGCGGAUGUAGAGUGGAUGGCGCUUCAAGAGGGAGGGCGGUUGGUAGAGAUGUUGACCAAGGGCUGGGAUAAGCUUUUUCUGACGAAUCGUGUAGGAGAUAUGAUUUGCGGUGUAUCGAAGAUCGCAGUGGACAAGAAAGCUUGACUUGGAGAUGAUGUGGAUGCAGGCCUGUGUUCUGGUCAUUUCCAUCACGGUCCUCAAACUCAAUUUAUACUUCCUCACACCUCAGACACUUCGACUCACACACCCUCCCACCAACACGCUCUACGCGCCAUCAUCAAAGCCUGCAGCACCGCCCGCAGCCCCACCAGCAUCGCAGCGUCACACUCCGCGCCUUACGCAUGCCACUCGUCCUAUCCAGGUCCAGAACAACACCACGAACGUCAGGCAUCACACCGCCAAAUCAAUAGGUAUCGUCGACGCGUACACCCAGGUGCCCAAUCCAGACACCGCACGCAGCGUGACGUUGGAUUUGGGUUGCGGCGGCGCGGUGCCCGGAAGCGGAUUGGCGGCCGCAAGCUGUGCGUUUGGUAACCCCCGCAUUCUUGCUGACCAAUUUUCAAUAUGACUCUUGCCAUCGUACGACC
Aplosporella prunicola CBS 121167 is the source of this 602-nucleotide messenger RNA. RefSeq lists its product as uncharacterized. Lineage: Eukaryota; Fungi; Ascomycota; Dothideomycetes; Botryosphaeriales; Aplosporellaceae. The transcript is spliced from 2 exons. Bases 170 to 583 code for a protein of 137 amino acids. The record is from RefSeq and is a predicted model, not a curated record.